This is a messenger RNA of Mugil cephalus (flathead mullet), 7513 nucleotides long. It is a transcript of the gene gapvd1, whose product is annotated as GTPase activating protein and VPS9 domains 1. Gene Ontology annotation, biological process: regulation of GTPase activity; vesicle-mediated transport. NCBI's taxonomy places the organism in Eukaryota, Metazoa, Chordata, Actinopteri, Mugiliformes, Mugilidae. The transcript has 29 exons. The record is from RefSeq and is a predicted model, not a curated record. Gene Ontology annotation, cellular component: cytosol; endocytic vesicle. Gene Ontology annotation, molecular function: guanyl-nucleotide exchange factor activity; small GTPase binding. The coding region runs from base 204 to 4655 and encodes 1483 amino acids.
UCCUCGUGAUGACAGCUAAUGACAGCGCUGCUCGCUCCUGCAGAAAGAAACCGAAGGAACCAGUGUGAGACCGCUCAGCGCCAGCUAACGACUCUUCUGACUCGAGAAAUCUGAUGAUCAGCUGCGUUCAGAGAACUCCCGAACAACUGCUGCAGGUUAAUUACGUUUGUCACUGACCCAUCUGCCUGUGUGAGCUGGUGAAGAUGGUGAAGCCAGACAUCCACACUCUGGCCCACCACUUGAAGCAGGAGCGGCUGUAUGUGGCGUCAGAGAAGCAGCUGAUUCAGAGGCUCAACAGUGAUGUGCUGAAGACAGCUGAGAGGCUGUACCGCGCUGCAUGGAUCGCCAAGCAGCAGAGGAUCAACCUUGACCGUCUCAUUCUUACCAGUGCGGAGGCUUCUCCAGCUGAAUGCUGCCAACAUGCCAAAAUGCUGGAAGAUACACAGUUUGUUGAUGGGUACAAGACUCUGGGCUUCCAGGAGACCAUCUAUGGUGAGUUCUUGGCCAGGUUGAGGGAGAAUCCCAGACUGGUUGCGUCCUGCCUGGUGGCGGGAGAAAGGCUAAACCAGGAGCCCACCCAGGGCGUCAUCCACACAGUCUUCACCUCACUUUAUGGCAACUGUAUCAUGCAGGAGGAUGAGAGUUACCUGCUACAGGUGUUGCGCUACCUGGUGGAGUUUGAGCUGAAGGAGAGCGACAACCCUCGCCGGCUACUCCGACGAGGGACCUGCGCCUUCAGCAUUCUUUUCAAGCUCUUCUCCGAAGGCCUGUACUCAGCCAAGCUCUUCCUCACUGCCACCCUUCAUGAACCCAUUAUGCAGCUGCUGGUGGAAGAUGAGGACCACUUGGAGACCGACCCAGCCAAGGUGACGGAGCGCCUCACCCCAGCCCAGCAGGAACGCUUCGGAGAGAAAGGCUCCGAGGGCUACAAGCAAAGGGUGCAGGCAGCUGUGGAGGCGAACGAAGCCAAGCUGGUAGCUCUGGUCAACAAGUUUAUUGGUUACUUGAAGCAGAACACCUACUGCUUUCCUCACAGCCUGCGCUGGAUCGUGUCCCAGAUGUACAAGACUCUGUCGUGUGUGGAGCGUCUUGAGGUUGGUGAGGUGCGCACCAUGUGUACGGACCUGCUGCUGACGUGCUUCAUUUGCCCAGCUAUAGUCAACCCAGAGCAGUAUGGUAUUAUCUCAGACGCCCCCAUCAAUGAAGUGGCUCGCUUCAAUUUAAUGCAGGUGGGGCAGCUUUUGCAGCAGUUGGCUAUGACUGAUGAUGAUGCAGACCCAAGGCGGAAAAGCAGUUUGUCUAAGUUUGAUAAGAGUUGUGUUGCUGCCUUUCUGGAUGUGGUGAUUGGAGGACGAGCAGUUGAGACUCCACCCAUGUCCUCAAUGAACCUCCUUGAAGGACUCAGUAGGACUGCAGUCUAUAUUACACAUAAUCAGCUACUUGCACUGGUGGACUUUGUUCGGAGUGUGAUGGCAGGGGACCACCUUCGAGAGGAGGAGCACAUGGCCUUGGAGACCCUGCUAGCCAAUGUGCCCCAGUCCCGAACUGUGAAGAGCAACAGUCUGGAGCUAACUCCUUCCAACACCCCUCAGCUCUCCCCAGCAACCACUCCUGCCAACAAGAAGAACAGACUACCCAUAGGACAACACUUAGCCGCUAUAACUUCCUGGGACCCCACAACCACCACUCUGUCUGCUCACAUUCCAUUAGUAACCCCUUUUGCAGCUGCUCGGAGCCGCAGCCGUACCAACAUAGCCCAGGAGGGGGAGGCAGAGGCCAGCUCCCAAGAGUCCAUCCAGGAGCUGAUGCCAGAGGAUGUGCUGGUGAUUUCACUGGGAACUGGUCCUCAGACAGUCCCUGGCAUGAUGUCAGAGAAUGAGGUUUUAAACCUUCAGCUGGCUGAUGGAGCACAGGGCGAUAGCCAUGCUGAUGAUACCAAGCUGCAUGGUAAACCAGACAAAACCUUGCGCUUCUCUCUCUGCAGUGACAACUUGGAAGGAAUCUCAGAGGGUCCGUCCAAUCGUUCUAACUCCGUCUCAUCACUGGACCUGGAAGGAGAGUCUGUUUCUGAGCUUGGAGCUGGACCAUCAGGGAGCAAUGGGGUGGAGGCUUUACAGCUUUUGGAGCAUGAACAGGCCACCACACAGGACAACCUGGAUGACAAACUGCGCAAGUUUGAGAUCAGAGAUAUGAUGGGCCUGACAGAUGAUCGGGACAUCUCGGAGACAGUCAGCGAAACCUGGAGCACUGACGUACUUGGCAGUGACUUUGACCCAAACAUGGAUGAAGAUCGGCUGCAGGAGAUAGCAGGGGCAGCUGCAGAGAACAUGCUUGGCAGCCUGCUGUGUCUUCCUGGCUCGGGUUCAGUUCUCCUGGACCCCUACGGCUCCACCAUAUCAGAGACCACAAGCGAGGCCUGGAGCGUGGAGGUCCUGCCCAGUGACUCAGAAGCGGCAGACCUGAAGCAGGAGGAGCGUCUGCAGGAGCUGGAGAGCUGCUCUGGGGUUGGCAGUACCUCAGAUGACACUGAGGUCAGGGAAGUCAGCUCAAGACCCAGCACACCAGGUCUCAGCGUUGUCUCAGGUAUCAGUGCAACCUCAGAAGACAUCCCCAACAAGAUCGAAGACCUGCGGUCAGAGUGCAGCUCAGACUUCGGAGGGAAGGACUCUGUGACCAGUCCAGAUGGGGAGGAGUCAGGCCACGGUGCACACCACUUGACAUCUCCACCUUCACAGGCUGAUUCCUUACUGGCCAUGUUUGAUCCCCUCUCCACUGGUGAAGGCUCUUCCACUGGAACAAUAGUGAGGCCCAAAGUGCACUAUGCCAGGCCCCCUCACCCUCCCCCUGAUCCUCCGAUCCCUGAGGCCAGCGCCCUGGGGCCGGAGACUCGCCACUCACUCUUCACGCCCCACUGCUUGGCCCAGGCUGAGCUGGAGCACACCAAGCAGCGGCACUCCUUCCCCGACAGGCUGGUCCGUAGCCGCAGCUCUGACAUCGUGUGCCCAGGCCGCCGGCCCACAAGCGACCCAGGCUUUAACCGGAGGGUAGCAGCUGAAGAGCGUGACCCCGCCGGGGCCUUUGCCUUGGGACCAUCGUCAUCCCCCAGCAAGGACUCCCUGAAAGGAGAGGUUGAGGACAGGAAAGACAGUGAUGAUGAGAAGUCUGAUCGCAACAAACCCUGGUGGAAGAAGCGUUUCGUGUCAGCCAUUCCCAAAGUGCUGUAUUGGACGGCUGAGAGUGAUGUCCCAGCUCCUAUAGCAGCAUUUAGGAAGAGAGACAAACAAGAGAAAGAUGACGUCGCCCCGGAGCGUAUUCCACAAGAUGACCCAGUGCCCAAGCAGAGCUCUCAAGCCCAGGCAGCUGAAGACAUCCUGGACAAGUACAGGAACAUUAAGAGGACCAGCCCGAGUGACACAGCUGGAGCCUCCUACGAUCCAGGAGAUCUUUGUGUCGAGGACAGCGUGCACGACUCUCCUAGAGAAGACACUCUGCAGAACAUUUCCACAGAUGACCUCCCAGACUCAGCCAGCCAGACGGCACAUCAGCACGACUCCAAGUUCUCUUUCAGUGAUGCUAAGAAGAAGUUGAGGUUGGCGUUGUGUUCUGCAGACUCGGUGGCCCUCCCCAUCUUGGCGCCCGCGACCACACGAAAUGGGCUACCGGAUCACAUGGAUUCAGAGGACAACGAGAUCGUCUGCUUCCUGAAGGUCCAGCUAGCAGAGGCCAUCAACCUUCAGGAUAAGAACCAGAUGGCCCAGAUCCAGGAGACCACGCGCUGCGUUAGCCGCUUUGAUGCACGGACCUGCAGGAAGCUGCUGGCUGCCAUUGCGGAGGAUUACAGAAAGCGGGCACCGUACAUAGCCUAUCUGACCAGGUGUCGUCAGGGCCUGCAGACCUCUCAGGCUCAUCUGGAGAGGCUCCUCCAGAGGGUGCUGAGAGACAAGGAGGUGGCGAACCGCUACUUCACCACUGUCUGUGUUCGCCUCCUUCUUGAGCAUAUGGAGUCCAAGAUGCUUGACUUCAUUAAAGCGUUCCAGGGGUGCACAGCAGCUGAUGACAAGACAGCAGCAGUGGAGGAUUUUCUUCGCUACUUGUACGGUGCCAUGGCCCGUGAUGCCAUUUGGCAGUACGCGAGCGAGGACCAGCUGCAGGAUGCCCAGAUGGCUAUCGAGCGCAGCGUUAUGAACCGCAUCUUCAAACUGGCCUUCUAUCCCAAUCAGGAUGGAGAUAUUCUCAGAGACCAGCUUUUCUAUGACCAUAUUCAGCGGCUCUCAAAGGUCGUGACGGCAAAUCAUAAAGCUCUUCAAAUCCCAGAGGUUUACCUGAAGGAAGCUCCCUGGCCCUCUGCACAGUCUGAGAUCAGGACCAUCAAUGCAUACAAAACGCCACGAGACAAGGUCCAGUGCAUACUGCGUAUGUGUUCCACCAUCAUGAAUCUGCUCAGUCUGGCCAACGAAGACUCCGUCCCUGGAGCAGAUGACUUUGUCCCUGUCCUUGUCUUUGUCCUCAUAAGAGCAAACCCGCCCUGCCUGCUGUCCACCGUUCAGUACAUCAAUAAUUUCUACGCCAGCCGGCUGAGUGGGGAGGAGUGCUAUUGGUGGAUGCAGUUCACCGCGGCGGUGGAAUUCAUUAAGACCAUCGACGAUCGCAAGUGAAGCAGAACAGCCACCUGUAUGGGCAGACUGCGGGGGAAGGAGCCGGGAGACUGGGAGACUUCCCAACCAACUGCUCCCUCUGCACAGCUUAUAAAACCUGGCCCUCAGCCUGCUCUUUAUUUGUAUAGCUUGUACAUAGCCAGAGACAUUGAACGAUUACAAAGUAUAUAUUACUGUACGUAUGUGGGCAAAUCCAGGUUUUAGCCGUAGCGAGAAAAAAAAAACGGCCUUGGGGAAAAAUUGGCAACGUAUUAACCUGAUUUGAAUUUUUUUUUUUUUCAUUUUAUCUUUUUGUCUCUUCAGUCAGGUUUCCUUUUGGGAUCUGUGUUAGGAAUUUUAUAUAUACACACAAUUAUCAAUGUGUCAUUAAAUCAACAUAAAAGAUAAUCCUAUAUAAAGGGACCAGACUUCCUUCAUGUGAUCACUGACCUUUUAUUUCCCCCCGGGUGAGAGGGAAGGGCUUCCAAUUAAAUUACGAUAUAAUGUUUAUUAAAUGUAUUGUGAUACGGGGAUUUACAGUGAGUGAUAGUUACAGAUGGGAUUUAGCGAUUCAUAAACACUGAGAUCAAUUUACAGCUAACCAUGCCGCUCACGUGGUUAGCGCAUCAAACAGUAGGGCAGCUUAUUUCAUGAAUUGUUUACUUCAUCCUAUUCCCAGACACGCAUCAAUUUGGACAUAAGGGCCCACAUAUUUAUAUGAAAUAAAAUGUAUUUAUUUCUGUCAUCCUAUUUAAUUCUUUGUUUAUCUAACUUUUUUUUUUUUUUUUUUUUUUUUUUUUUUAAUGGAAAAUGCAUAUCGUGGCCAUUCAAGAUGUCUGGGGCAAGUGAUGUUGAAUGAACUUGCCGGAAAUGUUAGGAAAGGCACCUUAGCAGUGAGUAGCCCUCAGAUGGGGAUCCUCAGAUGGAUUGAGAAAUACAGGGUCGGCUCAUGCACAGAGUAGUGGUGGCAUUUGUGGAAAUAUUGAAAAUAGUGCCUUUGAUGUGGGGCGCUCUGUACAGGUAGUUAUUCUUGAUUUUUUUUUUGUUUGUUUAGUUUUUUUUUUAAUCAAACAUAGGCAUUUCCCCCCCACACAUACACUCCGAUGGGCCAACCACGUCUCUCUGAGAAACCUUUGUCCGGCUCCCGCAGCGGCCGUCGUCACGCCGCCGAUUGUCGCGGCUCAGUCCCUUUAAUGCACUUGAGUUUAAACAAAUAUCCCCUUUGGUAUUCUAGAUCCUACCUCAGAGUUGAAACCAAUGAGCCUGAUAUCAGUCUGUACACAGUAACUGUCCCGCAUUGGUUGACGACGAGAGCGCUGGGUCGUUGUUGCACUGGUCCAGAAUGGUGAAACGGCGACGGGGAGUUGAGGAAGUGCAUUGACCUGCUGUGAUGCUUGUUGCGGUCACGUCACCCUUAAUUAUAACGCAAGCCUUCGUUAGCCAGCUGAGACAUUUUUCGUUCCGAAUACCUGAGACGCCACAUGUAUCCUCGUGGUCAGACUAGUGAACUAUUACGUAUUGGUUCUCUACCUCCUCAUAAGUUCAAGAAAGGGACUCGUGUUUAUGUGCACUUUCAUUUCUUUUCCUUUCAAUUUGGCGUGCCGUGAUAUCCCAGUGUCAUUGUAUCUUUCCAAAUAUAGUACAAGCAUGUCUUUAAUUAUCCAGAAAUGACUAAAAACUCCUUUUCAAUUGAAAUCCUCUGCUUCAUUUUUGUGCACAGGCGUGUGUUAUAGUUUUCGAUAAUCCUUUACUUUUCACAGUAAAUGACCAGACAGCACAAUACACGGUAGGAUAGACGAGCAAAUAAUCAACACUAUUGACUUGUUACUGACUAGCGGUUUAUGCUAAAGUGGUUGGUGUAGUACGUGAGUGUGGUUUUUUGUCUAGUGAGAAUGUGUGAGAUGCUUGUGUGACUGGUUGACCCUCUGCCUCCUCUUGCAUGAAGUCACUGAAUGGUCUGUACAUUCUCAAUCUUGAUGAACUGUAGAAUAGGGUUAGUAUCCGCCACAGGCCAGUAAUUGAACCUUCAAGAGGACGCGAAGCUUCUCUUUGUGUCCCUGAUACUUGCAUAUCAGAACGCGAUGAUUUAUUUUGCACAGAAAAAGAUGUAUUUUCCUGGAGACGUUUUGACAGGGAGCAGUGCAUUCAGAGACGUCCUCACUCAUGGCCUUUACAGUCGUUUGACGCGAACACGUUGUGAUUAAAAUCGUACCCGAGUAGCACAGUUAAGCACCUGGCCGUUACUCUUUUAAGCUGAUGAGCGGUCACGUUUAUGGGCGACGCCGCAGAUGCGUUUUUACAUCCGUCUGCGGUCGCGCAAGAUUCGCAUGUGCAGCGCACUUCCCGUGCCGAGUCGCUGUAAUCAAUUUGAUGAGAAAACCAUGCACUGGAAAAUCAAGUUGCAGGUUGCAUCUAUACUAAUUAAGUUUGUGUGAUGUCACUUUAAUUGGAAAUACAUACUACCCGAAUCUGAUGAAAUUAUUUGGACCUGGCUUGUGUUUCUCCAGCUACCGGUGUGCCCCUCCCCCCACCUCCUCCCUCCGAAGGACUGAUCAAAACACCAAAUUAUUCACACAAAAAAUAUACGAAUGACUGUGUAACUUCAGCCUUUAUUGUAUGCAAACCACUGGGAAGUGGUGUCAAGUGAAAAGGCUAAAAGGGUCGGUCUGUUCAAAGCUUUACUGCUCUGCUCCCUGUGCAAUUGAGUUGAAAGGCCGAGCGGAGAGAGAGGGGGAAAAUAAAAGUUUUACAUCUUGCAUCUAAUUUUAAAUUUAAUUGUAAGCUUGCACAAUUAUGACAUGCGGGGAAAGCCGGGUUGUCUUUACUGUGAUUAAUGCAUUAUGUAAUUCUUUAAAAACAAUAAAAGAAGCAGAAGUUUU